Molecule: messenger RNA, 1323 nt
Organism: Penicillium olsonii
Lineage: Eukaryota; Fungi; Ascomycota; Eurotiomycetes; Eurotiales; Aspergillaceae
Source: the annotation of a GenBank genome assembly
AUGUCGAGCAUUUCUCGUUCAUUGAACCUCGUGGCGCGCACCAGCCGGUCUUCCCUGCUGCGUCCCACUGCCAUCAACCCCGUCCACCAUGUCUUCAGCAACAAGGUUGCUGGUCGUGGCUUGGCCACUGCUUUCGAGCGCAACAAGCCUCACGUUAACAUCGGUACCAUUGGCCACGUCGAUCACGGCAAGACCACUUUGACUGCCGCCAUCACCAAGCACCAAGCCUCCAAGGGUCUUGCCAACUUCCUCAACUAUGCCGCCAUCGAUAAGGCUCCUGAGGAGCGUAAGCGUGGUAUCACCAUCUCGACUGCCCACGUCGAGUUCGCGACUGAGGACCGUCACUACGCCCACGUCGACUGCCCCGGUCACGCCGAUUACAUUAAGAACAUGAUUACUGGUGCCGCCAACAUGGACGGUGCCAUUGUCGUCGUUGCUGCCUCCGACGGUCAGAUGCCCCAGACCCGUGAGCACUUGCUCCUCGCCCGUCAGGUCGGUGUCCAGAAGAUCGUUGUUUUCGUGAACAAAGUCGACGCCGUUGAGGACCCUGAGAUGCUUGAGCUCGUCGAGCUCGAGAUGCGUGAGCUGCUCUCCUCUUACGACUUCGAGGGUGAGGAGACUCCCAUUGUCUUCGGCUCUGCCCUUUGCGCCCUUGAGGACCGCCGCCCCGAGAUUGGUACCGAGCAGAUUGACAAGCUCAUGAAGGCUGUUGAUACUUGGAUUCCCACCCCUGAGCGUGACCUUGACAAGCCUUUCCUCAUGUCCAUUGAGGAAGUCUUCUCCAUUCCCGGCCGUGGAACCGUCGUUUCUGGCCGUGUCGAGCGUGGUCAACUGAAGAAGGAUACCGAGGUUGAGAUUGUCGGUGCCACCGACUCUGGCAACCCCAUCAAGACCAAGGUUACCGACAUUGAGACCUUCAAGAAGUCUUGCGACGAGUCUCGCGCUGGUGACAACUCUGGUCUCCUUCUCCGUGGUAUCCGCCGUGAGGACAUCCGCCGCGGUAUGGUCGUUGCUGCCCCUGCCAGCACCAAGGCCAACAACAAGUUCCUUGUCUCCAUGUACGUCCUGACCGAGGCUGAAGGUGGUCGCCGUACUGGUUUCGGCGCCAACUACCGCCCCCAGGUCUACAUCCGCACUGCCGAUGAGGCCGGUGACCUGAGCUUCCCCGAUGGCGAUCUCUCUCGCCGCGUCCAACCCGGUGACAACGUUGAGAUGAUCCUCAAGACCCACCACCCCGUUGCUGCUGAGCCCGGUCAGCGUUUCAACAUCCGUGAGGGUGGCCGUACCGUCGCCACUGGUCUGAUCACCCGUGUCGUUGAGUAA